CUAAAAGCAAUCCACAAAAAAGUGGCCUUCGAUGUGUCCCAAGUAAAAAAAUAAAUAAACUGUUGAGGAAGUAAAGGAAAAGAGUAGCUGCGCGCACUCCUCAGCUGUCUGCAAUGAAAAACGGAGCAACGCGGAGAGCAGAGGCACAAAACUCCGGGGCGACCUCCACACGGUCUGACGUACCCGAAGCUGCUCGUAUAAAUGAAUUCACGGCGUCACCAAGCUCAGAUGAUUCGCAGUACCAGUGAGCGCACCCGGCUGUCAACACUCACAACCCCCUACACACACACACACACUCUCUCACACACACAAGUCUGCGUCAUGCGUCCUGAGAGCGACGGCACGAACGCGGUAACUCCGAUGGAUGCCGGUGAAACGCACAGCGGCAGCAGCAGCAGCAGUCUGAGGGGCUGACUGUGUCCUGCUUAUUCGGAAAAGUUGCGCUCCGAGUGCAGUCACAUUAUGGAUUUUAUUGCCACGAGCAGCAACGACAGCAACGCCACCAGCGGUUACCCUGGCGGGACGGAGGUGGUGGCCGACUGGGGCGCGGGUGAGAAUGCCACGGGGUCUCGGUCCCUGCCAGAGGUGGAGCUCAGUUACCAGAUUAUCACUUCCCUGCUCCUGGGGGCCCUCAUCCUCUGCUCCAUAUUUGGCAACGCGUGCGUCGUGGCUGCCAUCGCCCUGGAGAGAUCUCUCCAGAAUGUGGCCAACUACCUGAUUGGAUCCCUGGCCGUCACAGACCUCAUGGUAUCGGUACUGGUUUUACCAAUGGCGGCCCUCUACCAAGUUUUGAACAAGUGGACACUGGGACAGGAGAUCUGUGAUGUGUUCAUCUCUCUGGAUGUACUUUGUUGCACUUCAUCCAUCCUGCAUCUGUGCGCAAUAGCCUUGGACAGGUACUGGGCAAUAACGGACCCCAUAGACUAUGUCAAUAAGCGGACACCGAGGCGAGCAGCAAUCCUGAUAAGCGUAACUUGGCUAAUUGGUUUCUCCAUCUCUAUUCCGCCCAUGUUAGGCUGGAGAAGCGCCGAAGACAGAGCGAACCCCGACGCCUGCAUGAUCAGCCAGGACCCGGGCUACACCAUCUACUCCACAUUCGGAGCUUUUUACAUCCCUCUCAUCCUCAUGCUGGUCCUGUACGGGAGAAUAUUCAAAGCGGCUCGGUUUCGGAUUCGAAAGACGGUGAAAAAGCCCGAGAAAGCAAAAGUGUCCGACAAGUGUCUGAGUGUGUCUCCGGCCAUCUUCCACAAGAAAACAAACGGCGAGGCCGGGGUCAAAGGCUGGAGGCGCAGCGACGACUCGAAACCCAGCUCUCCGUGCGUAAACGGCGCGGUGAAGCACGGGGAGGAAGGGGAGUCACUGGAGAUCAUAGAAGUCAGCAGCAACUCAAAGACACACCUGCCCCUGCCCAACACUCCUCAGUCCUCCUCGCAGGGUUAUGAAAACAUGAAUGAGAAGAACUCGGGUGCGAAGAGGAAGAUCGCGCUCGCCAGGGAGCGCAAAACGGUGAAAACACUCGGGAUCAUCAUGGGAACUUUUAUUUUCUGCUGGCUGCCGUUUUUCAUCGUCGCGCUGGUGCUUCCUUUCUGUGCAGAGAGCUGCUACAUGCCCGACUGGCUGGGCGCUGUCAUAAACUGGCUGGGCUACUCCAACUCCCUCCUCAACCCCAUCAUAUAUGCCUACUUUAACAAAGACUUCCAAAGUGCUUUCAAGAAGAUUAUAAGAUGCAAAUUCCACAGAGCCUGAACAAACGUAAAGGGGGGAAAUGUGGAAUGAUUAUUAAACGGACAGCAGGAAAUGUUCACUGACUGUUUUGAACAGCAAAAAAUUAUGGCCCAGACUUUUAUUCAGGGACUGUCUCUUUUCGGGUUGUGUUCAAGGACCGUGUG
Messenger RNA from Labrus mixtus (cuckoo wrasse), 1889 nucleotides. RefSeq names its product 5-hydroxytryptamine (serotonin) receptor 1A a (gene htr1aa). The coding region runs from base 463 to 1746 and encodes 427 amino acids. The transcript has a single exon. NCBI's taxonomy places the organism in Eukaryota, Metazoa, Chordata, Actinopteri, Labriformes, Labridae. Gene Ontology annotation, cellular component: plasma membrane. Gene Ontology annotation, biological process: adenylate cyclase-activating adrenergic receptor signaling pathway; regulation of behavior; regulation of vasoconstriction. Gene Ontology annotation, molecular function: G protein-coupled serotonin receptor activity. The record is from RefSeq and is a predicted model, not a curated record.